Messenger RNA from Histoplasma mississippiense, 303 nucleotides. RefSeq lists its product with no specific name. The coding region runs from base 1 to 303 and encodes 100 amino acids. The record is from RefSeq and is a predicted model, not a curated record. The transcript has 2 exons. NCBI's taxonomy places the organism in Eukaryota, Fungi, Ascomycota, Eurotiomycetes, Onygenales, Ajellomycetaceae.
AUGUCCCUCACCCAAAACAACCUCGAUAGUGACCUGAGUAGGUUCGGCUUCGUCGUUGUAGGAAAGAUUUCCUCGAAGCUCAUCGAGAAGCUGCAGACGCAUUUACAAUCAAAGAAGGUCUCGCGCAUAGUUCACCGGCACAGUCAACUGGAGUGGAAUAGUGACUGCGAUGCCAUCUUUAAUGAUUUCGAAACGUCAAGGAUAAGCCUUGCCUUCAUCGUCGUUUCGUCUACUUCCACGAGUUCCCCGAUCCGUCAGCCAUUUUUAAACCUCCUGUUGGACAAGGGCUAUUCGCCGUGUUAA